ACCAAAAUAAAUAAAUUAUUUUAAUUUAUUCUAAGAUUUUAAUAUAUCUAAUAUAUAAUAUAUAUGUAAUAUUAAAAAAAGGAAGUGGUGUUGUGGUUAGUUAUGUUAGUAAAAAUUUACAAUGUUAUGUAUAUCGGCAAACUUGUAUAUAAACACGGAUCAUGCAACAAUAUUUUUUUUAAUUUAAUUUACAUCUAAAUGAAGCUGAAAAAGAAAUUAUUAUAUCUAAGAUAUGAUUAUAGAAAUAAAAUUUAAUUUUUCUAUUAUCGUCUGAGAUUGUGUUUAUUAUUAUUUAACUACUGAUUUUUUAAACAACUAAGUAAACUUUGUACUUUGUCAUCAGGCGAUAAUUUACACCGACGUUCAGUUUUAAUUACCAUUUGCUUAUUGACAUUAAUAUAGUAAAAUUUAAUUGUAAAGAAUGAAUACUGUUUAGUGAAAAUGGGGAAGAACAAUCUAUUCAAUUAUGAAACAUUAGUGCAUGCAACGGCAGGAGCUGCAGGAAGUAUUCUUGCUUCUGCAUGUAUUUAUCCUUUGGAUAUACUUAAGUUUCGAAUGCAAACUAAUGAAUCAACUUUAUUGGAUAAAUCAACAUUGCAAGCUUUAUAUUAUUUACUACAAGAAGAAGGAAUUAAAUCAUGGUACAAAGGAAUCAAGCCAGUAUUAACAUCUCAAGGUAUAUCAAACUUCAUAUAUUUUUAUACAUUUAAUGGAUUGAAAACAGUUCUCCCUAAAAACUGUGAAAUAACAUCAAAAGUAGACCUUGCUCUAAGUAUAGCAGCUGGUAUAAUAAAUGUAGCUUUAACAACACCUUUAAAUGUUGUGAAUAACAGACUGAAGGAUAACUCUGAGAAAUGCUAUUCAGGACUUUUAGAUGGUAUGCUGCAUAUUGCAAGUACUGAGGGUGUUGAUAGCUUGUGGUCUGGAUUUGGAGCGUCAUUAUUGUUAGUAGCAAAUCCCGCCAUACACUUUACAGUUUAUGAAACUUUGAAAAGGAGAGUUAAUGUAAAGUCAGCUACUACUUUUUUCUUAUUGGGUGCUAUAUCAAAAUCAGUUGCUACUGUAGUGACAUAUCCUCUCCAGUUGGUGCAAACAAGGCAGAGAUUAAACAAAAAGCAAAAUGUGCACACAUUGGCAUUGUUAUUGUCAAUUAUUAAAAGGAAUGGUCCAGGAGCACUGUAUCAAGGUUUGGAAUCCAAAUUGAUACAAACAGUAUUGGGUGCUGCUAUUAUGUUUAUGACAUAUGAAAAAAUCGCUCAAUAUGUUCUUAUGUUGCUGUUAAGCAAAAGAAAUAAGAUCUAAAAACUGUACUGAUAUUAUGAGACUGUAGUCUCAUAGGAACGUUUCACUUCACAAAAUGCCAAAAUAUUGCCAAAAUGUACAAACACUUUUUGCCAAAUUUUUGUUUGUUAAAAUGCAUUAUUAUUAAUGGAUGGUGUAAGCACCUUAAACAUUGUUAUGUUGUUGUUAUUCUUUUUAUCUAAAUUAACAUUGAAAUCUGUUAUGUUUUUAUUUGAUCAAAAUGUUUGUAUUUUUGUAAAGUCAAUAAAAGAAAUUGUUCACUA
Messenger RNA from Aethina tumida (small hive beetle), 1565 nucleotides. RefSeq names its product peroxisomal membrane protein PMP34 (gene PMP34). Gene Ontology annotation, molecular function: NAD transmembrane transporter activity; FAD transmembrane transporter activity; ATP transmembrane transporter activity. Gene Ontology annotation, cellular component: peroxisomal membrane. Lineage: Eukaryota; Metazoa; Arthropoda; Insecta; Coleoptera; Nitidulidae. The transcript has 4 exons. Bases 442 to 1302 code for a protein of 286 amino acids. The record is from RefSeq and is a predicted model, not a curated record.